CCAGGUAUGCUUGCAAGAAGAUUUCCAGGAUUGCAUGGACGAUAUGAAAGAGCACGAUCAAGUCGAUUCGGUCGAAUGUCUUCCACAUUCUGGACAAGAAGGCGACCAAUUUUGAUCACUUUGGCUGUCUCAUACGGUGUGAUCAAUUAUGCAUUGGUAAAACGUGAUGCUUAUAUCCGCGACCACAUUCAUCCGGAUUCUUGGUUAGUGAUGAAAGUAUACCCUGGAGCAAUCGUAGAAUGCAAAUCAACACCAUCGCUUGCACGCUUGUUGUCAACGCCUACACCUGGUGAAGAUUUACCAAGACAGAUGGACUUGUUUGAAACAUUACGUGCUAUCAAAUGGGCAAGAGAUGAUCCAAGGAUCAAAGGACUUUUUGCUGAUUUCAGUGGACUGCAUGUUCCUUCUUCCGUUGUACCUGAAUCACUUGGUCUUGCACAAAUUGAAGAGCUUAUUGCUAAAGAGGGACCAUCUGAGAUCCAAAAAGCAGAGGAGAUCAAACCUCAAGCAGAUGAAACAGUGACGAUCGCCUGGGCCGAUACCUUUAACAGCCAGGGAUCUUACUUGCUCGCUAGUGCGUUUGAGAAGCUAUACGUUCAGCCUUCGGGAUCUAUUCCAUUGACGGGUACACGUAUGGAAAUUCCCUUUUUCAAGAAAGCGUUGGACUGGGUAGGUAUUAAGGUACAUGCAGAAGCUAGAAAGGAAUUCAAGUCGAUGGUAUCCUCUUUCAUUCAAGAUGAAGAGCUGCCUCCAGCGCAACUGGAGGAUGAAUCACGACUAUUGGGAGAAUUGAGCAGAAGCAUCGCUCAUGGUAUUGGAGUGAAUAGAUAUCCAGAUAUGGAACACGACGCCGCUGCUGACAAAGUCAUGCAAAUGACCAGAGAAGGUCCAUUUACCGCAAAAGAUGCAGAAGCAAAAGGUCUCAUCACAGCAGCAAAGUACAAGAGAGAAAUUCUGAAAGAACUAGGCGAAGAGCCGAAGCUACGGUCUCUGUCAUCUUAUUCUAGGGUAACAAAUACUCUUUUGGAACGCAGAUUGAAUGAAGAUGAACGUGUGAAUGUCGCAAUCGUGUAUCUUUUGGGCGGCAUUAGUAAUGCUCCGGGUGAGUUUGCCGCUUCACAAGCUAUCAAAGGAUUACGUGAAGCAGGUGAAGAUGAAGAUGUGACCAGUAUCGUUCUACGUAUCAAUAGCGGUGGUGGUGAUGUAGGUGCAUCAGAUUCACUUUGGGAUGCAGUAAAGAGGGUUCAAGAAGAAUACAAGAAGCCCGUCAUUGCCUCUUUUGGCAAUAUUUCCGCUUCAGGUGGAUAUUACGCUGCUGCAGGAGCAGAUGCAAUCUUUGCAUGUGAAUCUACGGUGACUGGUUCGAUUGGUGUUGCAAGUCUACGUCCAACGGUCACAAAGAAGUUUUUCGAUAGAAUCGGGAUAAGUAUGCAAACCAUCUUUAGCGGCAGUAACAUGUUGAGCUUAUUCCAUGAGCCGGAUGAGGAAAACAGAAGAAGACAUGCAAAGAAUACGGAUGAUACCUAUGAAGACUUUCUGGAGAAAGUUUGUACGGGUCGUAGUAUCUCAAAGGACGUCGUUGAUGAGCUUGCUGGUGGUCGUGUAUGGACUGGUUUGGCCGCUUGGGUACAUUGUAACCCUGUGACCGAGUCGGAUGAAACAGAAAAACACCAGCCGUUCUCCAAAGCGACUGAAAAAGUAGAAAGCAGUGAAGCCAACAAGUCCGAACCUCAAUCUGGUUUGGAUACGCUAGAUCAAGAAAAUCAAGAUCUGGAGAACGCACUUGCAGCCGUUCCUCCGAUAAAGAUUGCCAACUUGCACAAUGACUGGAAAGCUGUCAAUGUUGGAAAGGCGGAAGAAAUGAAGACCUACCAGAUCGAAUCAGUUCCUUUCCCCGAAGAUAGCAAGCAGAAUGUAAACUCUCCCAAAGCUAAGGCAAACCAAGAGGAAGAGGCGGAAGAGUCAAAAGUCAUGCAAGCUAUCCAUGAAGCAAUAGAGACCGUCGUCGGAGAUGAUGAUCUGGACGAUGAAUCACGCUUAGCAAAAGCAGCACAUGAUGAAGCCGAAAAGACAAACGGCCAUAACAAAGAGAAAGAUGCGGAAGGGGCGGUAGACAUAAAGAAGGAGCCCGAACUGGGACCAUACGGUAGGGGACUGAUCGAUCAGAUUGGUGGAAUUUGGGAGGCUUCCCAUUAUGCCUUAUCGCUUUCGGUUCAACGUGAAAUUGACAGGCUGGUACAAGAGGAAAAUAUGACGUUAGAACAAGCAAGUAGAAAUGUAUUCCCAGGCGCCAAACGUGAAGUGUCGGAAGAUGGCGUGAUGGCUCUUGCAACGGAUCUCCGUUUGGUACGUUAUCCCAAGGAAAAGACAUUCUAUGAACGGGUAGCAGAGAUGAGAAAGAAAGGUGAUGAACCGCAAUUGUCUACAUUUUUCCCAAGUGUGGCUAAU
Meira miltonrushii is the source of this 2448-nucleotide messenger RNA. RefSeq lists its product as uncharacterized. Gene Ontology annotation, molecular function: peptidase activity. Lineage: Eukaryota; Fungi; Basidiomycota; Exobasidiomycetes; Exobasidiales; Brachybasidiaceae. The annotation marks the transcript as partial. The record is from RefSeq and is a predicted model, not a curated record. Gene Ontology annotation, biological process: proteolysis. The transcript has 2 exons.